Molecule: messenger RNA, 1929 nt
Organism: Mytilus californianus (California mussel)
Lineage: Eukaryota; Metazoa; Mollusca; Bivalvia; Mytilida; Mytilidae
Product: type-2 histone deacetylase 1-like
Exons: 2
Coding region: 61-1344 (427 amino acids)
Source: RefSeq, a predicted model, not a curated record
UCCAUUUUAUCCUUAACUGACGUCAGGUCAACACUUGGUCCGUGCUGAAGACGUAGAGAUAUGGAUUUUAAUCAUAUUUUCGAUUUUGUACUUUGUUGUUUUUUUAUACUGCAAUUGUGUGAGUUUUCACAGUCGCUUUAUCUUCCAAAGAAUCGUCCAAACUAUGGAAACCCCAUGAACGUUUACAAGCCAGUCUAUUUGGCAAGUGGCAACAAUAUACACAAUUCACUACAUGGGCCAAUUAGUGGAGGAGGUUACAACAACUUCGGUUCACGACUUCCGGUCAUGCCCAAUGGAUAUGACAAUGGCUAUGCAGCACGAAAAUAUAUCAAAGGAAAUAUGGCUAAAAAGAUAGUUAAAAAGACAGUUAUAAAUUCCAAAACGGAUGUCAAUAUUAGGAAGGAUCAACCCCUCACUGUUGUGUUCAAUCGUCCUAAACCAGUUAUCGUACUUGAUCGGCGGCCAAUCAUAAAUGUUAUAAAGAAAGCUGAAAAUAGUGCAAAGAUUGUUAACAAACAGAAGGUAAAUCUUGUAGGUACAGUUGGUCGUGCAACUGGACAGAAAACAAUAAAUGUUGAUCACGGUGGUUUCAAGUCAAAUGUAAAUGCAGGUGGCGCUCGAGUUAAUAUCAAGGGAGGUAAUGCCAUUGGUGGAAAAGCGAAAGUUAGGACAGGUGACAUUAAUUUAAACUUUUUCGACAAAAAACCUGCUGGAGUAUUUCAGCGUCCAGGUAUGAUGGAAGCUGCGAUGGCAGUCUCCUCUGGAGGAUUUGGACAGGUAGUUGGUCCACAGUUUGCAAUGGGAGGCCAAAAUAUUGACAUAUCUAGUCUAAUGGGCCCUGUUCUUCCGGAUGUUCCGAGUAUCCCGAGUGUUCCGAGUGUUCCUAGUCCGGGGGCAUUCGAUGUAAUGGAUGCAAUAGCACUUAAAACAGCAGUAGCAAGACUCGAACAGAAAAUUAGCGGAAUGCAGCACAAUGUUAAUAUAAACAAUAACAAUAACAACCAAAACAACAACGUAAACAAUAACGCACACAAUCACAAUGACUUGAUGAAUAAUGUUAAUGGUGGCUUUGACAUGGAUAAUAUGAUGAUGGCCAUGAUGUUAAAUGGCGGAGAAUUGAGUGAUGCAAUGGUCGAGUCAAUGACCAGAAAGUUGACAGGUGUUGGUGGAGGUGUUGGAGGAGGAUCAGGAUCUGGUGGUUCUGGAAGUGGAGGAGCCGGAAGUGGUGGUGGUGGAGGAACUAAAACCAUUAAUAUAGGCCCCGAAAAUACCACAGGAAAAUCCGUCGUUCUUAAAGUAGACGGAAACGUCCAAAUAUCAAAGAGUAAUAUCUUGGGACAAUGAUCUUGUCACUAUUCCUUUAUAAAUGUAUUAAGACAGAGCCUGUUUCAUUAUAAACGAGUUAGUCUAUUGAUAAGUUCAGAUGUUCUUAAUGAUUACAUGAUUUGUUUUCUAGCGCAUCGUCUUUUUGUAAUAAACCACGCCUCUGCCUUGUAAAUCGGUAACAAAUCCUUUUUGGUGCUGUAAAUAUAUGAGGCGCCUGGAUUUUGUUUACAAAAUAGAGAAUAAUGGGAAAAUACUAUAGAAAAAUUGGCAAAAAAAACAAAGGAUGAAAAAAAGGAAUUAAAUUUGAAAUAGAGGAUAAUGGGGUACCAAAAUAUAAAGAAUAGAAAAUAAUGACAUAAAUAAUAAAAAGUACAGAAAUGAAGGACUCCAUCUAUACCCUCAUAUAUAACACGUUGAUUUGAAGUACUUAUUUUAAAAAUGUUACUUCGAAAAUGCCUUUUACUUGAAUCAUCUCUAAAUAUCUAUCCAAAUUAACUUAACUUAUUUAAUUGUUUAUAUUCUCAUUUGUAUACAUUUUGUAAAUAUGCAUUUUGUUUGUCAUAAUGAUAUUGAAUUUUGUAUUUUAAUAAAGAUUGGAUUGGU